This is a messenger RNA of Monodelphis domestica (gray short-tailed opossum), 11060 nucleotides long. The record is from RefSeq and is a predicted model, not a curated record. Lineage: Eukaryota; Metazoa; Chordata; Mammalia; Didelphimorphia; Didelphidae.
AGCGGCAUUUCUCCGGUGGGGGGCGGAGACCCUCUUUGCCCAACUUCCCUCCCCCUCGGUGAUAGGCAAUGGGAUCAGCCAACCGACGUGACGGACUCGGAACGCGGCCUCCAAUCAGCGGCUGCGGUGGAGAAGGUUAAAUGGAAGUCACCCUUGGGAGCUGGAUGCCUGUGUAGUAGAUCUACCACAUCAGGAGAUUGCGAUGAGUGGGGGAGGAGAGCAGCCAGAUAUCCUCAGUGUUGGUAUCUUGGUCAAAGAAAGAUGGAAAGUGUUGAGAAAAAUAGGGGGUGGGGGCUUUGGAGAAAUUUACGACGCCUUGGACUUGCUCACCAGGGAAAAUGUUGCAUUGAAAGUAGAAUCAGCUCAACAACCAAAACAAGUUCUGAAAAUGGAAGUCGCUGUGUUGAAGAAACUGCAAGGCAAAGACCAUGUUUGCAGAUUCAUUGGCUGUGGGAGGAAUGAUCGGUUCAAUUAUGUGGUCAUGCAAUUGCAGGGUCGGAAUCUGGCUGAUCUUCGUCGUAGCCAGUCCCGGGGAACAUUCACCAUUAGCACUACCCUGCGGCUGGGUAAACAGAUUCUGGAGUCCAUCGAGAGCAUUCAUUCCGUGGGCUUCUUACAUCGAGACAUCAAGCCGUCAAACUUUGCCAUGGGCCGUUUUCCUAGUACUUGUAGAAAGUGUUAUAUGCUGGAUUUUGGCUUGGCUCGACAAUUUACCAAUUCCUGUGGUGAUGUCCGACCACCUCGAGCUGUGGCAGGAUUUCGAGGAACAGUCCGGUAUGCAUCAAUCAAUGCUCAUCGAAACAGAGAAAUGGGAAGACAUGAUGAUCUUUGGUCUUUGUUCUACAUGUUGGUAGAGUUCGUAGUUGGACAACUGCCUUGGAGAAAAAUAAAGGACAAGGAGCAAGUGGGUUCUAUUAAAGAGAGAUAUGACCACAGACUUAUGUUGAAACAUCUCCCUACAGAAUUCAGCGUCUUUCUGGACCACAUCUCCUCUUUAGAUUAUUUUACUAAACCUGAUUACCAGCUUCUUACAAACGUGUUUGACAACAGCAUCAAGACUUUUGGAGUAAUUGAGAGUGACCCUUUUGACUGGGAGAAGAGUGGAACUGAUGGCUCCCUAACAACAACCACAACUUCCACAACCCCUCAGUUACACACUCGCCUAACACCUGCUGCAAUCGGAAUUGCAAAUGCCACCCCUAUUCCCGGAGACUUGCUUCGAGAAAAUACAGAUGAGGUAUUUCCAGAUGAACAACUCAGUGAUGGGGAGAAUGGUAUCCCUGUUGGUGUAUCACCAGAUAAACUUCCUGGAUCUGUGGGACACCCUCGUCCUCAGGAGAAGGAUGUCUGGGAGGAAAUGGAUGUCAACAGGAACAAGAUAAAGCUGGGGAUCUGUAAGGCUGCUACAGAAGAGGAGAAUAGUCAUGGUCCAGCAAAUGGUAUACUGAAUGCACCAAGCCUUGGUUCACCAAUUCGUGUUCGUUCAGAGAUAACCCAGCCAGAGAGAGAUGUACCAUUAGUACGAAAGCUAAGGUCCAUCCACAGUUUUGAGUUGGAAAGACGUCUGACCUUGGAGUCAAAGCCAGACACUGACAAGUUUCUAGAAACCUGCUUAGAGAAAAUGCAAAAAGACUCCAAUGUGGAAAAGGAAUCAGUUCUCCCUGCUUCUCUUCUUCAUAAGCCUUCUGCUCCUCCUGUGAUCCGUACUGACCACAUCUGGCACUAUGAUGAAGAAUACCUCCCAGAUGCUUCUAAACCUGCUUCUGCCAACUCCCCAGAACAGGCAGACGGUGGCGGCAGCAAUGGAUUUAUUGCUGUCAACUUAAGCUCCUGCCAGCAAGAGGUUGAUUCCAAGGACUGGGUGAUUGUGGAUAAGGAAAGAGACCUUCAUGAUUUCAGGACGAAUGGGGCUUUAGGGCAUAAAACUGGAAGCCCUUCAGAUGAGGAACCUGAGGUGCUGCAAAUCCUGGAGGAAUCUCCUCAAGAACAGCAGAGAUUGGGUCCUUGGGUAGAAGAUGGUCAUCCAAAGAAUGGAGUUCCUGGUGUGGUCUUGGCACUGUCUGUGGCAUGUCCUGCCACUGAAGCAUCAGAGCAAUAUGCAGAUAGACUAGAACUUCAGGCUGGAGCUGCUGGCCAGUUUCUUGCUGCCACACCCACAAGCCCAAUGGAGGCUCAAGCAGAAGGACCUCUCACACCAAAUCUUCAUUCAGAUACUUGUUUUGGAAUUGAUUCCUUUGGCUACCAGUAUGUUGACAAAAUGGAGAUAAGGACCCAGCACAGUGACUCAUACAUAGUCACAAUUCCCAGACCCUCUGUGGCAUCCACACAGUCCACUUCAGGAAGCUUUCAUUAUGGCCAACCCUUGGAGAAGAAGGAUCCUCAGCCUCUGGAACACACUGUUGAACUUUAUUCUCCAAGGGAAAAUGUGUCUGGAGUGGUAGGGACAGAGGGUGAACUUCCUAGUGGUGCCAGCAGAACAGACUGGGUGCUUCCCUUGGAUCAUCUAGGUCAGGAUACUGCUCCAAGGGAAGGCCUCACUAGGGAAUGUGUCAAAUCCCAAGACUUGGUUCAAAAAGAGCCACCUGACCGUAGCAAUGUCAAAGUGGCUACAAAAGAAUUUGAGACUCUCCCUGUGGGAGCUGAAGAAAAGAGCAUUGUGUUGGGUUCAGACAAUGAGGAGGAGAAAUUAGGCAAGGGGCAGUGUUUCAUUGAGAUUUCUGAUUUUCCAGGAGAUUUAGAAAGGGAGCAUUCACCUACUAAAGAACCUCUUGAAGAAUUCAAGACACGGACUUUCUGCUUGGUGCCAAAUCAGGACACAAAUCAUGAGAUAAUGAAGCUUCUGGCAGGUGCAACUUCAGAACUUUCUCCAGCACAAGUCAUCCACCCCCAUGGUGAGGGACAGAUAAGUCAGGUGGUGGUACAAAAAAAUAAAUUACAGAAAGAGGAAGAUGUCAGUAAGGGAGAAGGCGUGCCCAGUCACCAACGGGAUCUCUCUGUUUUUUUGCAUCAAGAGGGUAAGAAAGAGAAAAUUUCCCCUCGAAAUGGAGAGUUGUUCCAUUGCCUUUCAGAGAAAGAACAUUCUCCAUCCAGGAAGGACGUCAUUAGAUCAUCCUUUAUAACUAGACACAGUCGCAUCCCUGUCCUAGCACAAGAGAUAGACUCAACUUUUGAGUCCUCUUCUCCAGUUUCAGCAAAAGAAAAACUCCUUCAAAAGAAGGCUUAUCAGCCAGAUCUAGUCAAGCUGCUGGUUGAAAAAAGACAACUCAAGUCUUUCCUUGGAGACCUCUCAAGUGCCUCUGACAAAUCAUUGGAGGAGAAGUUAGCUGCUGUUCCUGUUCCCUUUCCUGAGGACGAAGUCUUCACUCCCUUUUCAAGACUGGCAAUAGACCCUCAUUUGGGCAGGUCGGCUGAGGACAGCUUUCUGGCCCCUCUCAGCUCCCAGGCUAGAAAGAGCAAAAUUCCACGGCCAGUUACCUGGACUAACACAGAUCAAGUCAGUAACUCAGCCUCAGCUCAGUUCUUUCCACGGCCACCACCAGGAAAGCCUCCAACUAGGCCUGGAGUUGAAGCCAGGUUACGUAGGUAUAAAGUCCUAGGGAGCAGCAACUCCGACUCAGACCUUUUCUCCCGGCUGGCUCAAAUUCUUCAAAAUGGAUCUCAGAAGUCUCGGAGCUCUACUCAGUGCAAGAGUCCUGCCUCCCCUCACAGUCCAAAAACACCACCCAAGAGCCCAGUUGUCCCUCGGAGAAGUCCCAGCGCCUCCCCACGAAGUUCUUCUUUGCCUCGCACGUCAAGUUCCUCACCAUCCAGGGCUGGACGGCCCCACCAUGACCAGAGGAGUUCAUCCCCACAUCUGGGGAGAAGUAAAUCACCUCCUAGCCACUCAGGAUCUUCAUCUUCAAGGAGGUCCUGUCAGCAGGAGCAUUGCUGUCUUAAACCCAGCAAGAACGGCAUGAAAGGAUCUGGCAGCCUCUACCACCAUUCUGCCAGUCCCAAAACUCCCCCAGGGAAGAGUAAGUCAGCCAGUAAACUCAGCAGAUAGGAGCCAAGCUGUGUCCCUAUGACAGGUGUGAAAUCCUCCUAAACCUGAUGCAUGUUGUGUCCGUGUAUUGUAUAUUUUAAAAAAAUCAGUGUUGACCUUCAAUUGCAAAGAAAGUAACAUAUGAUAAAUUAUUUAUGAAAAGAAUGUGUGACAAAGAAUUACCCAAAGGCAGGCAGCAAACAGAUCAGAAAUCAGAGAGUAUAUUUGCGUGGGAAGGGGCAUUUGGGUAAAAUUCCCCGAGCUUAAUAAUCAAAUUUCUUAGCCAUUUUUUAAAAAGAGAGAGUUGCAAGGGAGGCUGAAUGAAAUUUAAGGGUUUGGGCCGACUUUUAACUUAAUGGUUACUUAAAAUCUGAAAACUCUAAUAUUUUCAUCCAAGAUUUAGAGAGUUAGUAUUGCUCAGAUAAUUUUAUUUAUUUAAGAAAAUAUGCUAUCUGGAAGCUUGAAUAUCCAUAUGAUGUGUGGGGUCUUUGAGUAACUUUUGCUCCAAGUCCAAGUAACCUCUUUGAAAUCCAGAUUUCUUGAGCUUAUCUUGACCACAUAAUUCAUUCUGCCUUCUCUCACCAGGCUCAUAUUUUAAAAUACACAUUUUAAAAUGUACUAAAAAGUUCUUAGCAGCAUUUGCUGGGACUUUCCGUAGCUGUUUCAAAUCCAGAGAACUUCUUAGUUCCCUCAUAUUGUCCUUUGAGGCAAAAGCAGUACAGUUCAGUACUACUAUAUUGUUGGCAGAUAACUAAAGGCCUUUAUUUCUGGAAUACUAGGAGAGAUGGGGGACACUCACAGAUUGAUUUGGAGGCCUGAACCGUUACACUAGGAGCAACUUGGAAGGGUUAUAGGAGGUAUGAGAACUCAAGCUGGGGGCACUCCUUUACUUGUAAGCUUACCUCAACUCCAAUCCUCCUUCCCUAGCUCCUCGGAGCUCCAGUUAUUUUCAUUGUCAGCCUCCGAGAUGUCUCCAGAAAGAGUAAAUGGAAAAGGCACGCUGGGAAGUUGCUCCAUUUCUACAUCUAGGGGUUACCUUCCCCCCCGCCCCCCAGAAAAUGGAAUUAGGUAUGUUGUUGAAGGAAGUAAUCCUCAAGCCUUAUAUUUUGUAAGUUACAAAAACUAGAAUUGAAUAUCUGGGGAAAUAAAGCUGGAAGAGUGGGCUUAAAUAGUUAUCUUUGGUGUUUUUUAAUCCAACUUUUGCUCCAAGCAGGUCAUACCUCUGUGCCUCAGAUUAACAAUGCUGAGCUUUUCAUCCCAAUUUCUGUAUGGUCCUAAUUUAAAACUAUGGAAGACCUUAGCAAGAGCCCUCCCAUUGUAUACUUCUCCCUCUAAAAGGAAGGGACCAGCCAAAAUGAAAUGACCUCAGACUUGGAUUGGCCGUCUUCCUGUUCCCUGUCCCUGGCACGCUGGGUGUUGUGGAAACCUUAUCAGGGUCAGAUAAAUGGGUCUGCUUGCUGUUGAUAUUUGCCUUCCAGCAAACAUCUGUGCUUUUUCCUUUAACCUUGUGUUUGUUGCCAAACCUCAUUCCCUUGGAUUGAAGAAGGAAUAUUUCUUUUCUGAGUAAAUAUAUUCUGAUGCUGCAUCAAUGUAGCCCUGAAGCUGCACUGAACUUUUCUCUUAGUCUGUGUUGGACUUAAAAAAAAAACACUCUCCACAUGUGUACUGUCUCCCAUGAGUAAUGUAGCAUAGUAGGGAACCUUAACUUUUGGGGGGUUUCAAGCACUGCAGAGAAAUGCAAGAGGUAGGGAAUACCUGCUGUUGUUCCUGAAGCAACUGUAAUGUUAGCAAGGCCGAUCUCUCUGUAUUAUAUUGUAAAAUAGUUGCUAUAACAACACUUGCAUGUCUUCAUGGUAAAUUAUAUUAUAUAAAUAUUUAUAAAUAUAUAUAUAUAUAUAUAGACAUUUGCGUAUAAACUCAUUCCCUCUCAUUCUCUCUUUGUAAUUUAUAGACCUCAGAUGGUGAAAUCCCCUUUCUAUUGCGUGCCUCAAAUACACUUGGGCCUUGCGUCUUCAUUUUCUGAAAAUAUUUUCUUGGCAUGUGACACCUGAGACAGCUUCUUCCUGCCUUCCCUGUUGUAAGGUUUAAGGGUUGGCAGUUCUCAAGUGAAGCCAGGUUUUAGGAGUAUAGUUUAAAUUUUCAUUUCAAGAGAGCUUUUAAAAAAAUAGGAAAAAAAAUACUUGAAAGAGCUUGUAUUACUGGUUCAAAGAUUUGUCACAUUAAUCUCAUAGUACGGUCACCAUGGUUAGAGCAGAUAAUCUGGGAUAAUGAUCAUGGUUUAAGUCCAGUGACAAAAAGAAAGCCAUGCUAGGUUAGCAUGAAUUGAUAAGAGAAUCCCUACCUGUUAUCAUUCCAUUUUGCUUUCUUCACUUACUUUCUUGGGUACUUAGUUAUUUUUUCUUGUGGGUACUUUAUAAGGCUUCUGAUAUCAGAGCUCUAUAGUUUUUAUUUUGUUAUAUUGGCUAGCCUGUACUAAAAGUAGCCUGCUUUAACUCCUGUUCUCUCGAAUUGGAACUGUGCUAGUUAUAACUGUUUUGAAGAGCUAUUGUUGCAGAUGUGGCUACUACUGUAGUGUACAUGUUAUCUCACUUUCCUGCUGGCAUCUUUGCCAAGUUUGCCCCAAACCAACAUUGAAGUCAGAGUGGCAUUUAAAUGUGUUCCCCCUCUUUGGUUCUUCCCCCAUAACCCCUGACCUUUCCACUGUGCUGCCCUGCUUUUUUUAUAAGAAGCACUGGCAAAGUUUGUUAAGCCUCAAAUACUACACAUCAGGAUUCAGAGAUAAGCAGCCAUCAUUAUGUGAGAAUGUUUUAUCUUGCAUGUUAAGGAAAAAGUUAACAAAGAUGUGUUUCUGCUCUCUCUGCUUCCUUUUAGGAAGAAAAACCCACAAAAUAGCUCUAUCUUCAUAUAUUAUUAGGUAUAUUUAAAAGUACAUGUAGAGUAUCCAGUAUAAAUGUUUUUAAAGCAUAGUUGUCCGUGCACAGAUUAUUUGUGCUUUUAGAUGUUGAGUGUCACUCAGGCUAAAAUUAAGAGUGGCAUUCUUGAGCAGAGCUGGCUCAUUACUUUUUUUUUGCAGGGGAAGGGGGUGGUCUUGGGGUUUUUUUGAAGUUGGGAUGCAUAAAGAACGAAAUUUCUUUAGUAGUGACAUGUUGCAGACUUGGGGUGACAAGCAGAACUUACCUGCUAUCACUCAUUUAAAAGCAGUUCAUUUGGUUAUCCUAAAUAGGAAUGUGUUAAGUUUGAGGGUUUAAGGGUGGCUGGUAGUCAAAGUCAAAACUAUAUUAAAAUGCAAAGACAAAAACUAAAAAUGUAAGACAAAAGGCAGAACUGCAUUAUGGGAACUCAAGUGCCUCAGUUGAAUUGAGGUUGAAAAGGCAAGCCAAUUCCUGGGUGCUCGAACAGUUACCCACUCACACCUCUUCCUAAGCGCCCUUUUCUGCUCCAGUUCUUUGUAUCACUUCAGUUGAGCAGAAGAUAUAGGCAGCAGGAACAUCUUAGACAUCUUAAGUUACUAGAUGAUCUCAUCCUGAAUUCUGCUUCCCAGCAAUUGGAGACUGGUUGAGAAAUUCAAUUCAAAUUCUAUAUGGUAAUCUCUGCACAUGCUUUGUUUGACGUAUGAAGAUAUUUCUGUGGGACCAGAUUCAAUAUGUGGUAACUAUAAAGGGGAAAAUCAGAUCAGAUCAAAUUUAACCUUAAAGUUACAACCUGGAAUUAUGAGAAUCUCUGAAUUGUAGACUUGUUCAGAGAUGUACUAUUUCUCUAAUUCACCAUUCCUAUGCAAGCUGGCUUUGCUGAUAAUGAUGUAUUUGCAUCGAAAUUUUAAGUUGCAUGGUGUGAACUGAAUUCCAUUUUUCUAUAAAUGUUGCCAAGAUAAUCAAGCCCCCAAUAACUAGCAAAAUAGUUGUAUUGGAACCCAUUGCAGUCAAUAUACACUUUAUAUUCUUUGCUCUUCUCAUUUAAAAGAAGUCUUUGCUGCUUACUAAUGCAUUAUACUACAUGUGUAAUUUUUUAAAGACUAUGUAGAAGACUCCUUGAUUAACCUUAGUAAAUGGCCACUUUGGGAACAUUUUUGCACAGCUGCUUGGGAAGGUGCUCAAAUCUUAGAGGAGCACUGAUGAGAGAUUCUUUCCAGUCUCAAAAUCUCUGUGCUAAUGUUUUUCCAAGGUUGCAUUUAUUUUAUAAGGAGAAAGCAUAGCUUUAUGCAUGUAAAAACACAGAUAGUUAAAACUUUAACACUUCUACAUGAGGUGACCAAGUUGAAACAGAAUUAGAGAUUUUUCUAUGGGGGGGGGGAUCCUAGUUUGGGAAAUAACAUUCCUUACCUAGCAUUUGGGGUUAGAUAAGGGGAAACAGUAUCCAAAAACCAGAAUUUAAUAGUGGGGGGGUGGAGAAAGGUACAUUUGACUUUUGGGGUAUUUUAAAUUAUUUAUAAAUGCUAAUGCAAAUUUAGUGGUCACAGGUAGCUAUGCUCUUCAGAUUUUUAAAAAAAUCUUUUUGGCUCCUUUGUUUUUAACAAACAGUGCACAGGUAUGAGAGAACCAUUACUUCUGUUUUGUUUCUGUUCUUUUGUAAUCUCAAGAGUAGGAAGACUCAGAGGUACCCAUUUUUGUUUACAUACAUGUCCCUUGAGUAUCUGGGCACGUCAUCUCAGGUAAGAAUGGUCACUUUAGCACCAAUACCACUAGUGCUGAGAGACAAAAAGAAAUUUAUUUUUUGGCUCCUCUUUACCUUUGGUUCUGUAGACAAGGCAGACACAGGCUUAUUAGUCUUAAUUUUUUUCCAAAAAAAGAGAAAUGUUGAAUGUUUAAGGGAUGUAGCCACCAUGGCUCUCCUCUAAGAUAUCAUGUACCUAGUUUAGGGAACCAGCAGUUGCAUGAUACACCCAAGACUUCAGUUAGGGAAGUGAUCUUCAACAUAACUCCAACCUUUAAUUUCAGAGGGAAUGAAUGGGUCAGGGCUCCUGUGUCACAGAACCCCAACUCCUCCUCUGACAGAAUGUAACCAGAGUGAGAUUAUGUCACCACUUCAGAAAAUUUUAAUAAUUCUUGCUUCCCCAAACUUCCCAUUCCCCAGUGGGAGGGAAGGGACAACAAUUUUACCUGCAAACCUUGGACCUUAAAGGAACUGUAGAUUAUGGAAAGGGAUAUUAGGUUUCUUAACCUGACAAGGGAGAACAGGAAAAGCUACACAAAAACUCAAAGUCAUUCUGAUUUCAGUGAGUGAUUAUUUCCCCUGAUUUCCCUGUCCGUGGUUUUGGAUGCUUCAUGCCUCACGUUCUCUGAGACCCAGUGUUUCCCUGCUGGGCAUGACAUAUGGCUUUAUAAAGCCAAGCUCCUCUGUGAGACAGAGGUUCUGAUUUGUUUUCCUUAUACCAAAAAAUUCUAUGUAAAGGUUUAUAAGACAAAUGUGAUCAGAUAAAGCAUUACCUUAGCAUGUAUUGCAAUCUCUGGUGACUGCCUUUCACUUUUAGACACAGAAGUGGAGAAAAAGAAAGUUCCACAGUCAAGGAGCAAGUCUUCUACAUAUAUAGUAAUUACCUGAAUCCUAUUCCCUUCUUGUUAUCCUUCCCUUGUAUCCAUUUUGAUUUCCAACAGUAAAUUUAAAGAAAAAUAAUUUGGCAUUCUUCUUAUCGUUCCCUUAUGAGGUUGUAAUAGGAUUCUGAAUGUCUUCCUAAUGCAUAGUAGAACAAUUAGGAUGGGCACAACUUGUUUUUCUUAAGCUUUUUUAGCAUAAGCUAUGUAGCCUCACUUUUCCCAAAUGCCCAAGAACAUUGGCAAGAUGCCCAUUUACCCAGAGAAUGGGGGAGGGGAUGAUCUUUGAGAAAAGAGUUUCUUGCAUUGUAGAGGCUGCUAAUUGCACAAACUGUCAAGGACAUUUGCCUUGUAUUCUUUGGGUUCCAUAUUUGGAUGCUUAAGAAAUUAUAUUGAUCACAGCCUGGUUGUGAAAGAUUCUUAAUAAAUCAGGUGAGCUUUUAGGAUAGAAUACGUUCUUCCUCAAAUGACAAUUCAUAUCACAAGAACUAGGUUGUUGUUUUUUUCCAGUUUGAUUUUAAAUGCAAUUUUUCUUUCAUGUAUAGUUUUCAUAUACUUCUAUUGGGUAAAUAGAUCUAUUUCUUCUCAGAACCUAAAAGACCAGUGCUUGAAUAUCACUCCAUUAAGGAGUUGCAAUGAAAAAAGCCCACAAGAAGUUUCAGAAAACAUUGGGAUUUCCCUACGGGAUUAAACAUUGGUUAAUAAGAUAACAGCUGGCACCAAACAGUGUAAAAUUGGACCAUUAAGGAUUUUGAUGGAAAAAGUAACAGCAGAGAAGGCAGAUUGAGUAAAAAUGAAAGGAAAUAGAUUGAAAUCCAUUCUUCAGAUGCUUCAGAGUCUAUUAGUUUCCUUAAACAUGCCAUUCAAACCCCCACUAGAUUUCAGUUUAUAUACUGGUUCUGCUUUUGGCUGCUUUUCUGAACAGCCAGUACCUAUGUCAUUGUGCCAUUUUCUUUUACCUAGAUGUCACUUUUUAAAACAAGAAAAUCGUUUUGAACCAGGAAGCAGGCUUAUAGAAGCUGUGAAUUUUUGGUGGCUGCUAAAUCAGACUCAAAACAGCAAGCUGGAAUGAAUCUGACAAAUAAAUUAGGUUAAAACUCACUUGAUGAUUCUACUUGACCUUCUGUGAAUCAGUGACAGGACCUAGGAAGAUGAGAAGCUGUUUUGUAAAAGUAUUUGGGUACUGAUGUAAAUGGCACAUCAGUAAGAAAGUCUUCUGAUUUUGUUUCUUCCCAAAGGUAUUAUAUAAAAGAGUGUCCCCUCUCCCCACUACAAACAUCUACCCCUCUUUUUUUUUCUUUCAUUUUUGCUCAGGCAACCAAGGACAUAAGGUAUCUGCAGAAACACGAGUGCUUUCAUAUCGGCCAUUUGUACAUAAAAGUGUAAUUAUUUAUUUAAUUUUCCCAUUUGUAUCAUAUUAAGGCUUUGUACAGUGUUUUAAGUUCUGUUUUCAAAUUAUUUUGUAUUUUAUUUUUAUAAACUAGUAAUAAAAUAUUCAUUCCGCAUGCAAA